This is a messenger RNA of Syngnathus typhle (broad-nosed pipefish), 3068 nucleotides long. RefSeq names its product hyaluronan synthase 3 (gene has3). Bases 214 to 1881 code for a protein of 555 amino acids. The transcript is spliced from 5 exons. NCBI's taxonomy places the organism in Eukaryota, Metazoa, Chordata, Actinopteri, Syngnathiformes, Syngnathidae. The record is from RefSeq and is a predicted model, not a curated record. Gene Ontology annotation, molecular function: hyaluronan synthase activity. Gene Ontology annotation, biological process: hyaluronan biosynthetic process; extracellular matrix assembly.
GUUUCGGCUGCCGGCUGUAUUUUUGGGAUCCUGCGAAUGGAGCGAGUGCGCUGGAAUAAAGAUGUAGUGUGAGCCGGUGGAAGGAGGGGGACCAAACAAGGAGAGCGCUGUGCUAAGGGAAGGAGAGGACGUCCCAGCUGGGCGCACAGACUGGGAGGACAGAUCUUUGGGGGGGAGACAAAGACGGGCCGGUGGGUCUGCUGGAUCAGGAAGAUGACCUCUUGCUGCAGAAAUGCGGUGAACAUUGUGGUCACCACCGUUUUUGCAGCGGUGGUCCUCUUCACCAUCCUGCUGGCCUACAUCACAGGUUACCAGUUUAUUCAAACUGAGCAGCAUCACCUGUCCUUCGGCCUCUAUGGCGCUUUCCUCUCCCUCCACCUUCUCCUCCAGAGCCUUUUCGCCUUUCUGGAGCAUCGGCAGAUGAAGAUCCCCACUCACCCUCAACAUCUCCGCCGAACUGUGGCCCUCUGCAUCGCCGCCUACCAGGAGGACCCAGACUACUUAAGGAAGUGUCUGCGGAGUAUCAGACGAAUUUCUUUCCCAGGAUUAAAAGUAGUGCUGGUGGUGGAUGGAAACAGACCAGAAGACCGUUACAUGAUGGACAUUUUCCAAGAGGUGAUGGGUGGGGCUGACCAAGCGGGCAGCAUGGUGUGGAAAGGAAACUAUCACAGCGAUGGAAGCGGUGGAGGUGGAGUCGGAGGGAGCACAGUUCACAUGGAGGAAGCAUUACGGGUGACUCGGCUGGUCAGAAGUUGCCGCUUUUCCUGCAUCAUGCAGGAGUGGGGAGGGAAGAGGGAGGUCAUGUAUACAGCUUUUAAAGCGCUGGGGGACACUGUGGAUUAUGUGCAGGUGUGUGACUCGGACACAGUUCUGGACCCAGCAUGUACCAUUGAGAUGCUGAAGAUCUUCGAGGAAGAUACGACAGUAGGAGGAGUUGGCGGAGAUGUACAGAUCCUGAACAAGUAUGACUCCUGGAUCUCCUUCCUCAGCAGUGUGCGCUACUGGAUGGCCUUUAACAUUGAGCGUGCCUGCCAGUCCUACUUUGGAUGCGUCCAGUGUAUCAGCGGCCCUCUGGGAAUGUACAGAAACUGCCUUCUCCAGCGCUUCCUAGAGGCUUGGUACCAUCAAACCUUCCUGGGCUCCAAGUGCAGCUUCGGCGAUGACCGUCACCUCACCAACCGAGUGCUAAGCUUCGGCUACAAGACAAAAUAUACAGCCCGAUCACAGUGUCAGACUGAAACGCCAACCCAGUACCUGCGUUGGCUCAACCAGCAGACUCGCUGGAGUAAGUCGUACUUCCGUGAGUGGCUUUAUAAUGCUUUGUGGUUUCACAAGCACAGCCUCUGGAUGACCUAUGAGUCCGUGGUCACUGGUUUCUUCCCGUUCUUCUUGGUCGCCACAGUCAUCCAUCUCUUCUACCGUGGAAGGCUGUGGAACAUCUUGCUCUUCCUGUUGACCGUCCAGCUGGUUGGGAUGCUGAAGGCCACCUACGCCUGUUUCUUGCGUGGUAGCCUGGUCAUGAUCUUCAUGUCGCUCUAUUCUCUGCUCUACAUGUCGAGCUUACUCCCUGCCAAAAUAUUUGCCUUGCUCACAAUCAACAAAGCAGGCUGGGGGACUUCAGGCCGCAGGAAGCUCGUGGUCAACCUGAUCGGGGCUGUCCCUGUGACAGUGUGGACGAUGGUGCUGCUCGGAGGCGUGGUGUAUACAAUUUACUGUGAAACGCAACAGCCGUUGAGCGAAUCCGAAAAGGUCUUGUUGAUAUCGGGGACCAUACUGUAUGCCUGCUACUGGCUCAUUCUGCUGGUGCUUUACCUUGCAAUUGUAGCCAAACGAUGUAACAAGCGGCAAGAGCAGUAUCGCCUGCCGUAUGUUGAGGCAUAGAACUGCUUCAAGAAGUUGCUAAUAUGAAGACCAACUGCUGUAUCCUCACACCUUUGUGAACUGCUGGAGCAAAUGCACAGUCAUGUCUGUAGUGCCAGUGCUAAAAAGGUGGGGAUGUGAAAUCCAAGCAGCAGGGAGCAGAUCCAGUUGGGGGGUGGGGGGGAACUUGUGAGCUAUGACUGCGUCCAUGAAGCACAACACUGCUUGCGCUGAAAGGAAAGAUCAUGUACUCUAUUUGAACAUCAUGAAGUUCAUGGGGAGAGGUUAGAUGACAACAAAAGCGGUCCAGAACCGGGCUUGUGAUGAGAACAAAGAAUUAAUCAAAUGGAAUGAAGUGCAGUAAAGAUGGUUGAGAUUAGGGCUUCAACAACCAAAUAAAUUAACACAAGGACAGCAAAGAAGAUUAAAGUCACAGUCUCUCUCUGAAAUAAUGUCUCCAGGAAACAUGCUGAAGAAUUAUUUAGGUGUGAUUAUAAAACGGAUCCAACCUAAUCAUUUUAGGAGGUGAGAUAGAAAAAUUAACAAAAUGAAACGGCCAUAUUCUGACUGAGAUGGCUCCGAUCAAUCUAUCGAGCAAGUGGAUUAGGUUAAAAGCUCAAAGAAUGUGUCAGGGUGGCUGUCUAUCCUUCAGCCUGUCCCAAAGUUGAUCAAGUGGCUAUCCAAAGCCAGUGCCAUCCUCUUAGAACUUGAUCAAACGGGAAUUUUGACGCUGUCAUGCCAAUUCUUGUUUGUCUGUGUGCCCUGCGAUUGGCUGGCGACCAGUUCAGGGUGUCCCCCGCCUCUUGCCCCGAAGUCAGCUGGGAUAGGCUCCAGCACCCUCGCAAGGAGAAGCGGUUCAGAAAACGGAUGUACGUACCAUGUCAAAUUUACCUUACAGCCAUUUCUAUUCCUUAUUUUGUUCUGGUGAGUUUUUAGCUUAGUGAUCCCUGAGGUGCUAGAGCAUCAUCCGUGCAGCAAGUAUGAUUUGAAGCAAAGGGCACUCUUCUCUUGAUCUUUUACAGUAAAUGUAGAAGAAAAUGCUUUUAACUGUAACUGAGGACCACAUAUAUUUCCUUGUGAGAGACUUGGGAACCUUGUGUUUGAGUGUUUCACACUCUUUUCCUGUUAUCCAAGCAAAAUGACUGUGACAAUUCCGUGUCCGACUGUCAAAUCUCUCCUGUUUGAUGAUGAUCUCAGGAAAUCACUGG